UACCAAAAAACCAUCACCAUUUCGUCGAUUGCGAUUAAACGCAGGCCAACGCUGCCGCAAACGCCAGCGGGUGCCCCACAGGUGUUGUCACCCAAGCGACAGUGUGCCGCUGCUGUUUCGGUAAUACCAGCCGGCGCAACUUUAACACCGCAAAUCCAAUACGCUACCGCGCCAGCUGCGGCUGCUUUGAAAGCCGGCCAUCACCAUCAAUUGGCCUUUAAUACAGCUGCCGCUGCUCAAUUGGCUGCCACAGCAGCUAUCACUGCACAUCCGCACCACACAACACAACAAGUAGCUGCUGCGGCAGCUGCGGCCGCUGCCGCUGCUCAUCAACGUAACAUUGCCGCUGUUGCUGCACAGCAUUUUAAUCCUGCUGCUGCCGCCGCUGCUGCUCUCUUAAAUCAUCAAUUGCACACAACUAGCACCCAUCCGAGUGCUGCCCAUACACAAGCCGCCGCUGCUGUUGCCGCGGCCGCAGCAGCAGCAGCCGCUGCUCAUCAACAACACGUAUUGCACCAUCAGCAUCAGCAGCAUCAACAACAACAACAACAACAACAACAACAUCACCUCUAUCAACAACAACAAAAUCAAUUAAGACAUUUACAACAACAGCAUUUGUUAGCGGUGACAACACCUACGACUGCCUCAAAUAGCCACAACCAUAUCAAUCACCACAAUUCUCUUUCUUCAUCCUCCACCUCCAACAACCAUAUCGCAGUUACAUCAACUCCACCCGUUGCUGUAACAACUGUAGCUAUACCAUCCUCUUCAACGUCGUUGUCAUCGUCAUCGUCGACGUCAUCAUCUCUGUCGCCUCUAACAAAUCGUAAUAAUCUUAAACUUGUAAACGGCUCGAAUAGUAACGCAACCACCUCAAGUAAUUCGACUGCUAACUCUGGAAGCGUUACAUCAUCGCAUUCCAAUAUUUCGACAGCGGUUAUCGCUGUUGCAUCGACGACUUCUACUUCAAAUAGCAGUUCGUUAGCUAAUAAUAAUAACAAUAACAACAACAACAACAACAACAACAGCAACAACGCUGAUAGUGUGACAACAGCAAACGGCAAUAUUAAUAAUAACGCAACAUCAACGGCAACAACAACAACAACUAAUACCAAUAAUUCAAAUACAAUUAUGGAAAAUCAAAUGUCUCUGGCACCACUUGGUUUAUCACAAAGCAUGGAUUCCGUUAAUACAGCCAGCAAUGAAGAAGAGGUUCGAACCCUUUUCGUAAGCGGUUUACCUAUGGAUGCUAAGCCUCGUGAAUUAUAUUUAUUAUUUAGAGCUUAUGAGGGUUAUGAAGGAUCUCUUUUAAAAGUUACUAGCAAAAAUGGUAAAACAGCAUCGCCUGUGGGUUUUGUUACAUUCCAUACCAGGGCUGGCGCAGAAGCCGCCAAACAAGAUUUACAGGGUGUACGCUUCGAUCCCGAUAUGCCCCAAACAAUACGCUUGGAAUUCGCCAAGAGUAACACGAAAGUGAGCAAACCCAAACCACAGCCCAAUACAGCGACAACAGCCUCACAUCCUGCAUUGAUGCACCCACUCACUGGACAUUUGGGAGGUCCCUUCUUUCCGGGCGGACCCGAGUUAUGGCAUCAUCCGUUAGCUUAUUCAGCUGCUGCCGCCGAAUUACCAGGAGCAGCUGCUUUGCAACACGCUACUCUUGUACAUCCGGCACUCCAUCCACAAGUGCCGGUACGCUCCUAUCUCUGACUAAAUACAGAUAAAGUAAUGGAACAACCUAUUCAUCAGACGCAAAUGACUAUGUCGCAGCACCAUCAGGCGACCACAGCUAUCCAUCCAACAGUGCACAUGUCUGCCGCAGCUGCUGCUGCCGCCGCUGC
Glossina fuscipes is the source of this 1841-nucleotide messenger RNA. It is a transcript of the gene cpo, whose product is annotated as protein couch potato. The record is from RefSeq and is a predicted model, not a curated record. The annotation marks the transcript as partial. Gene Ontology annotation, molecular function: mRNA binding. Lineage: Eukaryota; Metazoa; Arthropoda; Insecta; Diptera; Glossinidae. The transcript is spliced from 7 exons.